Molecule: messenger RNA, 2704 nt
Organism: Electrophorus electricus (electric eel)
Lineage: Eukaryota; Metazoa; Chordata; Actinopteri; Gymnotiformes; Gymnotidae
Source: RefSeq, a predicted model, not a curated record
ACCUUGGCAGACAGCAGGAGAGUGCUGCCCUUCGGCCAGCUGAUUCACUUGAAAUGCGUCCUCGCUGCUGAAACCAACAACACUUAGAACAACAUAGAGAACGAUGAUAAUGAAUACGGUUGUAAUGGAGGUGGUGGUGUUGUGCUGUUACAUGAGCAAUAGACUGUGUGACUGCUCGGGUUUUCUUUACCGUGUGUAGUUGUUCAGGGCCUCACUGCUUGCAGAGGGGAAACAUACACUCGGAUGUGCACGUGCACCGUGCACACCCUCGGUGAUAUAUGUUGCUUAGUAUUAUAUAUGUUGCUUAGCAACAGAAGACAAGAGGAAAUGUACAUCUUCACAGUGAAGCUGUCGUCACAGACUCAGGACUCCUGAGAUGGCAGGCUGUGUGGAAGCGCUGCCGUUGAGCCAGGCUCCGUGGCCGGGCCAUAUCACAGGAAGCUUCCAGCCAGGGGCCCCAUGCCAUAAGCCACUGGGGUCACACUUUCCUGCUCUGGUGUUUUCUCCAUAUGGUACAGGAUUGGUCAGCUGUACAUGAUCAGCAAGCACAGUCACGAGCAGAGUGAGAGGGGCGAAGGUGUGGAGGUGGUGCAGAACGAGCCGUUCGAGGACCCCACCCAUGGACCUGGCCAGUUCACAGAGAAACGCGUCUAUCUCAACAACAAGCUGCCCAGCUGGGCACGUGCAGUGGUUCCCAAGAUUUUCUAUGUGACAGAGAAAGCAUGGAACUAUUACCCCUACACCAUCACUGAGUACACGUGCUCCUUUUUGCCAAAGUUCUCCAUCCACAUAGAGACAAAGUAUGAAGACAACAAUGGCAUCAAUGACAAUAUUUUUGAUGACCCCAGAGAUGAGGACACUGAGGUGUGUUUUAUUGACAUUGCAUAUGAUGAAAUCCCUGAGCGCUACUACAAAGAGUCAGAGGACCCGCGCUGCUUUAAGUCAGAGAAGACGGCGCGGGGUUUGCUGCAGGAAGGCUGGAGGGACACCCAGGACCCCAUCAUGUGCUCCUACAAGCUGGUGAAGGUUAAGUUCGAGGUGUGGGGUCUGCAGACGCGCGUCGAGCAGUUUGUGCACAAGGUGAUAAGGGACGUACUGUCACUUGGUCACAGACAGGCCUUUGCUUGGGUGGACGAGUGGAUUGACAUGACGAUGGAGGAGGUGAGGGAGUACGAACGUGCCACUCAGGAGGCCACCAAUAAGAAACUGGGCACCUUUCCCCCAGCUAUCUCCAUCAGUGAGACCCCUCUGCCGGCAUGUGCCCGGGGCGGGCCCUCUAGUGCCCCCUCCACCCCACUCUCCACAGAGGCUCCAGACUUCCUCUCCGUUCCCAAGGACAGGCCGCGGAAAAAGUCGGCCCCGGAGACACUCACCCUUCCCGACCCUGGGAGGAGGGAUUCCGGGUAUCGAUUUCCCAGCCUCUUUUCCUGGGGUUCCAGCUCCCCACAGCCUGAAUGACCUAUGGAGGGAAGCGCCCAAGGUGACACAUGUGCAUCUCAGGCAUGAGUCUGCUAGUCACACAUGCAGUGAGCCCAUCUCUGCUUAAAUGAGGAGGGGGAGACAGGGAGGCAUCAGCUGCCUGGAUCCACGCGUAAAGCGUCUCUCUUACCUCUCAGACCUCAAAUUCCACACAGGGAGUCAGUCAAGAUCUGAUUCACAGUUGGCUAAAGAGUGCCGUCCGACUUUCUCAAAAGCAUCUUAGUCCAUGGUUAACAAUAUCUCAGGAGCUGUUUUGCUAAUGCAAAGAAAAGAGUUGCAUUUUUGAAAUUCAUAGUUUCCCAGCUACUGUAGGUUUGACAUUUCAAAGUUUUUGACUGUGUGCUAUUCGAAUGGGAAAUCCAAAAUAAAAAUACCACCUUCUUUUAUUGUAACAGUACAUGGUACCCCUUUUUAACUUAGUGAAUCUUACAGAUGGGCUUGUGUUCAAUGUUUUGAUUUUACUGUUCUUCUAGGUAGAAGUUCUUGUUGUGGUUUUGUUUAUUGCUUUUUUCUGUUUAGGUUGGAUUUGCUUUUUUGCCACUGUCCAAUAAAAGGUUCCAUAACCCACAAUAUGGGUUUACAUUUGAGUGUUGCUGAACAUAUUUUUAUAUUGUACUACAGUUAAUAAUAAUGUAUAGUUUCAUUUCAGUACAGUUAAGCCAUGUUCAUAGUUUGGCUGUGGCUGGUUGCUCUGCUGAGCUAAAGAAUAAGGCUUAUCUCUCAUUAUUCAUUACUCUAGUGUCCUAACUGAAAACCACUGAACGUAAUCCAGCUAAUGUGUUAUAGUCUGUUACUGUAUAUAUGGACAAGCAUGCUUCUGUAUAUACGGUAGCACAACAGGCUGUCAGUCUGAGUAGUAUUCUACCAUAUAAGAUAAAGAGGUCAUUGAGUGCAUUGUAUAUUACACAUUAUUUUCAUGGUUCAACUGUAUGUGAUGUGUUAGUGUAUAUGAAUGGAAAUGAUCAGGAUAUUUCUUUUUGUAUAUCUUGAUUGCUAUAUAAUCUACAUGUGAAAAGGAAUGCUUGCCUCUGGACACUGUGCUUUGUGAAAUGAGCCACUUUAUUCUUGCUGGUUCAUGCAUAUCUGUUAUUUCAUAAGUAGGGAUCUACACAAAUUUUUAUGGCACAUAAACUUUAAGCACAUGGCCAUAUGAAAUAAUAAUUGAUGUAAACAGCGACUGUGAAAAUAAAGAUUGUCAUCGCUAGUGAAAAUAUAGUUCAGUGCA